CCUCCGUGCGCUCCGCGUCACCGCUCCUGGCCUGGCGCGCGGCGGCGGCGGCAGCAGCCGGACGGUUCCGCUCGUAGCGCCUCGGGGCUCGCUUCUCCGGCGGCGCCCGCCCGCCGCCUCCGGCCGCUUUUCUCCGCCGUUGGCUCCGGCCGCGUGGGAUUCCCGAUUCCCUCCCGCCCCCCCCCCCCCCCCCCAUCCGGAGCGGGGCGGGCGGCGGGUUCGUUAGUGGCCGGCUCGCUCGCGCGGCCUGGUGCGCGCGGCGGAUCCCGCCGCUCGCGUAGCGCGGGCGCCCGGGCUCCCUGAGGUGAGGCCCGGCCGGCUCGGGUGAGGAGAAGAGAGAAGAAGGGGGAGCGGGGUGGGGUGGGGUGGGGGGGAGCUGGGGAAGAACCGCUUCUCCUCGCCGACCGCCGCCAUGAGCGUGGAGGCGUACGGCCCCAGUUCGCAGACCCUCACCUUCCUGGAUACGGAGGAGGCCGAGCUGCUCGGCGCCGACACGCAGGGAUCCGAGUUCGAGUUUACCGACUUCACUCUUCCCAGCCAAACCCAAACCCCGCCCGGGCCCGGGCAGGCGGGACCGGGACAGGGCCAAGGUCCCCCCGGAGCGGGUCAGGGACCGCCGGGACCGAUCGAAGCACAGGUUAAUGGACCUGAUGGCAUUCUACAGAAUGGAGCUGUGGAUGAUAAUGUGGCUAAAACCAGCCAGCUUCUGGCAGAAUUGAAUUUUGAAGAAGAUGAAGAAGAUACGUAUUACACAAAGGAUCUUCCUGUGCAUGCUUGCAGUUACUGUGGUAUCCAUGACCCUGCUUGUGUGGUUUACUGUAACACCAGCAAAAAGUGGUUCUGUAACGGGCGUGGAAAUACAUCUGGCAGCCACAUUGUUAAUCAUCUUGUGAGAGCAAAGUGCAAAGAGGUGACUCUCCAUAAAGAUGGACCUCUAGGAGAGACUGUCUUGGAAUGUUAUAACUGUGGAUGUCGUAAUGUGUUUCUCCUUGGCUUUAUUCCAGCUAAGGCAGACUCUGUGGUUGUUUUGCUGUGCAGGUUGUGCAGGCAGCCAUGUGCCAGUCAGAGCAGUUUAAAGGAUAUUAAUUGGGACAGUUCACAGUGGCAGCCUCUUAUCCAAGAUCGCUGUUUCCUUUCGUGGCUGGUAAAGAUUCCCUCUGAACAGGAACAGUUGAGAGCACGUCAGAUUACGGCUCAACAGAUUAACAAACUGGAAGAACUUUGGAAGGAAAAUCCAUCUGCAACCCUAGAGGACUUAGAAAAGCCUGGUGUUGAUGAAGAACCACAGCAUGUCCUGCUUAGAUAUGAAGAUGCUUAUCAAUACCAAAAUAUAUUUGGUCCUCUAGUCAAGCUUGAGGCAGACUAUGACAAGAAACUCAAGGAGUCUCAGACCCAAGAUAACAUCACAGUCAGAUGGGACCUGGGCUUGAACAAGAAAAGAAUUGCUUAUUUCACUUUGCCAAAGACUGAUUCAGAUAUGCGUCUUAUGCAAGGAGAUGAGAUCUGCUUGAGGUAUAAAGGAGACCUGGCCCCUUUAUGGAAAGGAAUUGGUCAUGUUAUCAAAGUUCCUGAUAGUUCUACAGAUUAUGGUGAUGAGAUAGCCAUUGAACUGAGGAGCAGCGUUGGAGCGCCUGUGGAAGUUACUCAUAACUUCCAAGUAGAUUUUGUAUGGAAGUCUACUUCAUUUGACAGAAUGCAGAGUGCUUUAAAAACAUUUGCUGUGGAUGAGACUUCAGUGUCUGGGUACAUCUAUCACAAACUGUUAGGUCAUGAGGUAGAAGAUGUAAUUAUUAAAUGCCAGUUGCCAAAGCGCUUUACAGCACAAGGACUUCCUGAUCUCAACCAUUCUCAGGUUUAUGCUGUGAAAACUGUCCUGCAGCGUCCUCUGAGCCUUAUUCAGGGUCCCCCUGGUACCGGAAAAACAGUGACAUCAGCCACAAUCGUCUAUCAUCUGGCUAGACAGGGCAAUGGGCCUGUGUUAGUCUGUGCUCCGAGUAAUAUAGCUGUAGAUCAGUUGACUGAGAAGAUCCAUCAAACUGGACUGAAAGUGGUUCGUCUGUGUGCUAAAAGUCGUGAGGCAAUUGACUCUCCUGUAUCCUUCUUGGCAUUGCAUAACCAGAUCAGAAACAUGGAUAGCAUGCCAGAGCUUCAGAAACUGCAGCAGCUUAAAGAUGAAACUGGAGAACUGUCAUCUGCUGAUGAGAAACGUUACCGUGCACUGAAACGAACAGCAGAGCGUGAAUUACUUAUGAAUGCAGAUGUGAUCUGUUGCACAUGUGUGGGAGCUGGUGAUCCAAGACUUGCAAAAAUGCAGUUCCGCUCCAUUCUGAUUGAUGAAAGCACACAGGCUACUGAGCCAGAGUGCAUGGUGCCAGUUGUCCUGGGAGCAAAACAGCUUAUUCUUGUGGGUGACCACUGCCAGCUUGGUCCUGUUGUGAUGUGUAAAAAAGCUGCAAAGGCUGGCCUAUCUCAGUCUCUCUUCGAGAGGCUUGUGGUGCUUGGGAUUCGUCCGAUUCGCCUGCAAGUGCAGUAUCGCAUGCAUCCUGCACUUAGUGCUUUUCCAUCCAAUAUCUUCUAUGAGGGUUCACUCCAGAAUGGUGUUACUGCAGCGGACCGUGUGAAAAAAGGGUUUGAUUUCCAGUGGCCACAGCCAGAUAAGCCAAUGUUUUUCUAUGUUACACAAGGACAGGAGGAAAUUGCCAGCUCAGGCACCUCUUACUUAAACAGGACGGAAGCUGCCAAUGUGGAAAAGAUAACUACAAAGCUAUUGAAAGCUGGUGCCAAACCAGAUCAGAUUGGCAUUAUUACACCUUAUGAAGGUCAACGAUCCUAUCUGGUGCAGUACAUGCAAUUCAGUGGUUCCUUGCAUACAAAGCUCUACCAGGAAGUGGAAAUUGCAAGUGUGGAUGCCUUCCAGGGCCGAGAGAAGGACUUUAUUAUCCUUUCUUGUGUGAGGGCCAAUGAACACCAAGGAAUAGGGUUUCUGAAUGACCCCAGGCGUCUUAACGUAGCUCUUACAAGAGCAAGGUAUGGAGUAAUUAUUGUUGGGAACCCAAAAGCACUGUCUAAACAACCACUUUGGAAUCACCUGCUGAAUUACUACAAGGAGCAGAAGGUUCUGGUGGAGGGACCACUGAAUAAUCUCCGGGAAAGCCUUAUGCAGUUCAGCAAGCCCCGGAAACUUGUCAAUACCAUCAACCCAGGUGCCCGUUUCAUGACUACUGCCAUGUAUGAUGCACGUGAGGCUAUUAUUCCAGGAUCUGUCUAUGACCGGAGCAGUCAAGGGCGCCCAUCCAACAUGUACUUCCAAACCCAUGACCAGAUCGGGAUGAUCAGUGCUGGCCCCAGCCAUGUCGCUGCUAUGAACAUUCCUAUCCCUUUCAACCUUGUGAUGCCACCAAUGCCACCACCGGGAUACUUUGGCCAGGCUAACGGACCAGCCGCAGGACGUGGGGCGCCAAAAGGGAAGACUGGUCGUGGUGGGCGCCAGAAAAAUCGUUUUGGGAUUCCUGGAACUAGUCAGUCAAACCUUCCAAAUAGUCAAGCGAGCCAAGAUGUGGUGUCCCAGCCUUUCUCCCAGGGUCCACUGACUCAGGGGUAUAUCUCCAUGAGUCAGCCAUCACAGAUGAGUCAGCCUGGGCUCUCCCAACCAGAAUUAUCACAGGACAGUUACCUUGGUGAUGAGUUUAAAUCUCAGAUUGACGUGGCGCUGUCACAGGACUCUACUUACCAGGGUGAACGUGCAUAUCAACAUGGUGGAGUGACGGGACUGUCACAGUAUUAGAGUGUUGAGGAAGAAGAGCUAAGCUUGUGUGGAGCUUAGUUCAUCAGCAUUUUAUUCUGGGUAAUAAAAAAAAUAAAAUAAAAUGGAUACCUGUUUUCCACUGCUAAAACUGAAGCACCACUGUGUGAGAGCAACAGGAGAAAGAAACCAACCAACGGAGAGGAGAGAGAGAGAAAGGAGCGCGCGCGAGAGAGCCCACUGCUAGCUCACUGAGACAAGGAGACUGACCGGAGAGGAGAGAGAGCACUGAAGGACUGGCUGGCGCCUCACUGGGAAGGCAACUCACCCUGAAAUGAGUGGUCAGCUGAGUCCCUGCUCCCCCAGUCAAACAAGCUCGAGAGAAGGGCCUUAAGCAGGUUUCACUUCAUUCCAUACUUCUCUUUGCGAGCAGGGCAUUACUUUUCAGAGCAGAUGGGGAGAGGAAAACCCUCAUCUCAGAGUUGUUCUCGUUUUAAAGGGGUACUAUAUUUUAGCAGUAACUGUUUACAUUUUAGAAGCAGAGUAUCUGAGAGAGAGAGAGUUCCUGACUUAAGUGACAGCAAGCCAAGCAGAAAUCCAGCGGAACAUAGCUGAUGCUCAACUCUGAGAUGCAGGUUUUGUUGUCCAACACUGGCUCUGAAAUCCUAGUGUCAUCGUGUCGCCCACAUUCUGAACGGGUCUUUCGUGACAAGGUGGUUUUAAAGAGAUUCUUUCAAAGGAGCACUGAAUUUUUAGAAGUUUGUCUCUGAAUUCUUAGUGGUGGACCUGGGAGAUCCUUGUUCUGAGAAGCUUACAAAAAGUUUAAAACAAAACUAAAUUAGAGCACCAACCUUGAGAACUUUCAGUGUGAUUUAAAGUUGCAGCAAUCAGCCUCUUCUUCCUACAUUGGAUAGCAGUUAGAGUGAAAGGAGCCUGCGCGCUCGAGCAGGAGGAGGGUUUCAAAGUGUUUUCUGUAUGCUUUAAUUGGCUACUGUCUGGACUCUACUCUGUGAAAAACAAGCCUUUCUGUAAGAUGAACUUUGCGCUUGAAAGGGGAUGGGUUCCUGUGCCCUUCGGCCCUGGAGGAAAAGAUGCUAACAAACAGGCCUGCUUUACUCACUCCCUCAGAUCUGGGGAAGAAGUAGUGGAAACUGGGGAUUAUAUUGGUUUUGAAGUAAAGACUACAAUGUUACCGAAGCAGGUUGGAAAAAUGGACAAAGCAGGCAGUUGUUGGAAGGUGGCCUCUGAUAGCUGGGUAUAAUUAGAGAUAAUGGGUUAGGCUUUUGUGUGGCUUCUUCGGUGAUUAAUGCAGAUAGCUGAAAGAUUCAGGUGUUGAAAACCAAACCCGGAGCCUAUUUUUCAGGUAGUGGACACGGCUGUGCCAUCAAUGCUGGCUUGAGAAAUAGCUGGAAGUCAAAACUGAAAACAGCACAUAAGAGAAGCCAUCCAAUUUCUAAGUUGUACCCAUGUCUUAAAUAAGUCAUAUGGGAACACUGGGAGCAUUUUAUUUCUGUCUAAACCUUUUUAGAAACAGCGCAGAGAAUUUAAAAUUCCUACAGACCCAUUUUUAUCAGAUCCCUAAAUUAGACUAACCUCUACCUCCUAAUUGGCAAAGAACAGUAGAGUGUGAUUCACUAACCUAGGUGUUUUUAAAGUUUGAAUUAAGUUAGCUUUAUACUCAAAGGGCUCCAAGUGUUUCUAGUCUUUUUUUUGGGGGAACUCAAAAUACCUCUCAUAUGAAUGUACUUAAAUGACGUAAAACCCACUUUUUGUAACUGGGGGGGAAAGCCCUUUCAUUACUGUCCUUUCUGUAGAUUGUUGACCCGCUUUCAUAACCUGUAUUUGCUGUAGUUUUUCAAGAGUGUCUCUCCCCCAGUGCAGACCUGGUGUAGCAUACCCACAAACUGUGAGUAGUGUGCACAUAAACAUGGAACAGGUGUUCAAAAUUUUUGUUCAGUCCUGCAGUGAACAUAGUUCAAGAACUGCAAAAGAAACUUUCCAGAAAUGAAAACCAUUCUUUUCUCAUAAAAAGCCUCCAGAGUUUAGACUUCUAAAAUGUGAAAGAAUGGAGACACAGGCCACCUUCCUUCCUUGUAAGAUGGACUGUUUUAUUUAUUAACAUUGCCGAAGGGCUUUUUAAUUUUUUUCCUUCUGUAGGCUGCGUAGUUGCAUAGACUUUUCCGAUAGGUUUAAGCUGUAACCCUCUGUGCAAUGCAAUCCAUUGAGUAAUGUAACCCCCUCCUCUCCCCUCACCCCCUUUAUUUCACUGAUGGGAAUGCUUGCCUCUGCUUUGUGCUGGUUUUUUCCUUUGUAGCAGUUACUCUGAGUUUUAUAAAUCCAGACAUCAGUGCUAGCACGGUGUUACUCUUUUUUGAUUUUGUCUCAGUUUGUUUUAAACCUGUUUGUCAUCAAUAAAAAUAUUAAUAAACAGCUCUUGCAUUCAA
This is a messenger RNA of Aquila chrysaetos chrysaetos, 6186 nucleotides long. It is a transcript of the gene UPF1, whose product is annotated as UPF1 RNA helicase and ATPase. The record is from RefSeq and is a predicted model, not a curated record. Lineage: Eukaryota; Metazoa; Chordata; Aves; Accipitriformes; Accipitridae. The transcript has 24 exons. Gene Ontology annotation, molecular function: zinc ion binding; ATP binding; RNA binding. Gene Ontology annotation, biological process: nuclear-transcribed mRNA catabolic process, nonsense-mediated decay. Gene Ontology annotation, cellular component: cytoplasm. The coding region runs from base 413 to 3784 and encodes 1123 amino acids.